GAGACGAAGCGAUGCACGUUUUGGAUAAUCAGGCAAGCAUCGUGGUUCUUGGUGAGCCGCGCGCAGAUUUGGUGAAUGCGCCGGUACGAAGCAACUGGGUAAGCACAUCACUGAAGCUGACACCGAGCCCGUUGUUCACAGCAGGUGUGACACAUUGAGAACGCCAGGAUCAGAUCAUAACUGGUCGGAGGGAACUAAGGGCCUGCGGCCUAGCAUCGAAUAAUGACGCCCGCGACGCGAAGGAUCCUCACCCACGAAUAGGGUCGCUGGAAAUCCCUCACUGAAGAACUGAGUAUCCGUCAGUCCGGGUAUACCCUGGGCGACAAUUUGGGAUGGAAACUCGCACUUCAAGUCUAGGUGGGAUUUAAUGGAGGAACGAGAUUACAUGAGACUUGUGUCGGGUUUUACCACUCCAGUUUCCCUCGUAUCCGUCGCACAUCUGGGAUUCUCUCUGACCUCGCGUACGCCAUACCUGUUUAUGGCCCUUCGAAUGCUGAUCAUGAGCAAGCGUUCAGUUUGUAUCUCUUAUGAUCUCACGGUAUUUUUUCAGGCCUUUUUGUCGUCUUUGUGUUUGGGUACGUUCUUUCUUUGCUCGCGUCCUGCUGGAUGCCUCGGCCUCCGUGCCUUCGCGCUCACCUGCGCUUCGGCCUCUGUGCCUCUGAGCGCCGACCAUUCACUUUGCGUCCGCCUUCAACCAUUUAUUCCCGAAUUGAUACCUUUCGCCGUACCCGCUGUCACACUGCACCUUCCGAGGUUACAGUCAUGCCGUUCCAGGUGCCGCUGCAUACCUUGGUUCGAUUUCUUCGGACGAAUUCCUCUUGUCCUUUCGGUCUCGCUGAGGGGGUGUUGUGACCUUCGGUUGGGUGGGAUCCCCAUUGCAUUUAAUUAGAUUUUCUAGGUUCCUUGGCGUUCUGCACCUCUUUGCCCUCGUUGUCCUUGUUUUAGCGUUGCCCUCCUCCUUCUCCAAUCUCCUCUUUGUAUGUA
Molecule: messenger RNA, 984 nt
Organism: Cantharellus anzutake
Lineage: Eukaryota; Fungi; Basidiomycota; Agaricomycetes; Cantharellales; Hydnaceae
Exons: 5
Coding region: 368-889 (173 amino acids)
Source: RefSeq, a predicted model, not a curated record